AUGCGCAAGAGUUGGGCAUGUGAUUUAGCUUUCUUGUUGCUAACAAGAUGGCUACAGUUCUCUUUGGCAAUUCCAAAGAGCAACUUGACUGAUCUCUCAGCACUUUUGGUCUUGAAGGAACAUAGCAAUUUUGAUCCAUUUAUGUCAAAGAAUUGGUCUUCUGCCACUUCUUUUUGCCAUUGGUAUGGAGUUACUUGCAGCGAAAGACACAAUAGGGUUGUGGCCUUAACUCUUUCUAAUAUGGGGAUUAAGGGAAUUGUACCUCCUCAUAUUGGAAAUCUCUCAUUUCUUGUUCAUAUUGACAUGAGCAACAACAGUUACUCAGGCCAUUUGCCAAAUGAAUUGGGUAACUUACACCGCUUGAAAUUCAUGAAUUUUUCCAAUAAUAGUUUUGUUGGAGAGAUUCCAUCAAGUCUUGCAAUGUUACCUAAGCUUCAACACUUGCUUCUUGCUAAUAACAGUCUCACAGAUAUAUCAAUGAAACAAUCCUCAGCUGGAAGAUCAUCUAUCUUCAACAUUACAACACUAAAUACCUUGGACCUUAAUGACAAUUUGCUAGGCGGAAAUAUUUUGGAUAAUAUUGGUGGUAACCUUUCCAACUUGCAGGUAUUAAACAUGGGACUAAACCAGUUAUCAGGUUCCUUUCCUCCAAAAAUACUUGAUCUGCCUUCUCUAAAAUUCAUCUAUCUCCAAGUAAACAACCUUUCUGGCAAUCUUAAAGAGAUUUUGUGCAACCAAAAUUCCAAACUACAAUUGCUAAAUCUUGCUGGGAAUCAGCUGUAUGGCCAAAUUCCUUCUGAUCUAUACAAGUGUAAAGAGCUCCGAUCCUUAGCAUUACAUGCCAAUAAAUUUACAGGAAGUAUUCCAAGAACGAUUGGCAAUUUGACCAAGCUAAAAUGGUUAAGUCUUGGACGCAACAACUUGACAGGUGAAAUUCCUGAAGAGAUUACACAUCUUGUUAAUUUGGAAAUAUUGGGCUUAGAGUUCAACAACUUACAUGGAAGAAUACCAAUGCAGAUUGGAAAUUGUUCUUUCCUUCGGCAAAUUUAUGCUAAUAAUAACUAUUUAACAGAAUCUCCAAAAAAAGAUACUAAAAGAUACUGA
Molecule: messenger RNA, 1104 nt
Organism: Ricinus communis (castor bean)
Lineage: Eukaryota; Viridiplantae; Streptophyta; Magnoliopsida; Malpighiales; Euphorbiaceae
Product: LRR receptor-like serine/threonine-protein kinase EFR
Exons: 5
Coding region: 1-1104 (367 amino acids)
Molecular function (GO): protein binding
Source: RefSeq, a predicted model, not a curated record